This is a messenger RNA of Knipowitschia caucasica, 657 nucleotides long. The record is from the annotation of a GenBank genome assembly. NCBI's taxonomy places the organism in Eukaryota, Metazoa, Chordata, Actinopteri, Gobiiformes, Gobiidae.
AUGCAGCGGGAAGAGAUGGAGCUGCUCUGGUCGGUGCAGGAGCUGCGUGCAGUGAGGGGGAGUGGCCUGAUGGGGGCGAUGGAGGCUAAUGCUGAGGAGGCAAACGCCAAGGAGAGACAGGAGCAGCAGUGGGAAGAGUUUGUGGGGAGAAGUCUGGAGCAGCAGCAGCGAUUGGCUCUGGAGGACAGGAAGUGUGCGCUGAUGUCAUCACUGUCAGGUGCAGCGUUGGAUGCCUCUCUCGCCGCGUUGGACUCGUUCGUUUUCCCACGCUCUGCUCUCUCCGUACAGAUCAGCACUUGCAGACAGGGUUUACCCGUUCAGCCAAUCAGGGGCCAGCAAAAACCUCUUGAGGCAAUGGGAGUAAUUCCCUGCGGUGAGGGGCGGGUCCAAGUGUUCAGUGACCUGAGGAGGCGGGGCUUCUGCCUCACUUCAGGAGGAAAGUUUGGAGCCGACUUCCUAGUUUAUCCAGGUGACCCUCUCCGGUUCCAUGCCCACUUCAUGGCGGUGUGUGUCCAGCAGGGGGAGCCCCUCUCUCUUCGGGACGUUCUGUCCUGGAUCCGACUCUCGUCAAACGUGAAGAAGACUCUGCUGCUGUGCUCCCAGUGUCCUGAGGGGGGCAUACUGUAUAGCUCCCUGCAGUGGAGCAGCAUGAGCUGA